Molecule: messenger RNA, 1810 nt
Organism: Paramecium tetraurelia
Lineage: Eukaryota; Ciliophora; Oligohymenophorea; Peniculida; Parameciidae
Exons: 3
Source: RefSeq, a predicted model, not a curated record
AUGAGUAAUUUUUAGUUUGAAAGUAUCGAAUAUCCUGAAGAUGACGAGUCGUUUGUUGAGUCUGAUGAUUCUGAUUUGAACCCAUUUUUGUUUGAGUUGGAUCAACAGAAAUCAAAAGAUGAAAGGGUAGAGAUGAUGUAUCAGGCAUUGCUAAGGAAUCGAGAUAAAAUUCUUGAAGUGAUUUCCGACGCAAAUCAUAACUUAAAGAAGUUAAAGAAAUACGCUUCAGUCUUGUAGAAGGAGCACUAGAUAUUUAAUAUAUUAAAAAAAGCAUACGAAGAUUUAAAGCAUAAAACAAUCAAUCAUGAGUAAUUCGUGACGAGUUUAGAGACAGCCUAUGAAAAAUAAAUUCAAGAACUCACUAAUGAAUCAUAAGCAUUGCAUCAAUAACUCGCUCAAUAAGCAUAAGAGUUCGAAAAGUAGGCUUGUCUGUAUAAAGAAUAAUUAGCAUAAAAGUAAGAGUUGUUAACACUAAAGGAAUAAGAGAUAAUAUGUAUAAAGAAUAAUGAACUUCAAUUAUCUGAUAAAUUGAAGAAUUCUCAAGUAGAUUUAGUUAAAUUGUAAAAGGAGACAAAUGCCAUUAAAAAAAUAAAAACAUCAAACUUUUUGAAUCUCAAUGAGAAAUCUGAUUUUCCCUUUUCCACCUUCGAAUUAAUCAUAGCAACUAAGAUUAAAACCCAAUUAAUUUCAUUUUUGAGUUCUAAAGACAUUGUGAAUCUCUGUCUGUCAAAAAAAUCUAUAUAUUUUGCAUUGUGUUAAUUCAAAUUGGUAAUUCCACAAGUCAUAAGAUGUUCAACUAUUUAAUAUCAAUCAUAAAUGAAGUUGUUAACAAAACAAGUUGAUUUAUUCAAGAAAUUGUCAAAUGAUUGUCCUGAGUAAGUAGUAAAGACUCAAAUCAUUAAGUAUUUUGAUGCCUUUUUGAAUCCAAAUGAAUGGUUGGAUCCAAUCAUCGUUGAGGCUAACAAUUUUGUUAAAGGAACAUAAUUCUUGGGAAGACUAGAACAUAUAGAAAAUCCAGAUUCCACAGAUGGUCUAAAGACCUUUGUGUAGUCAAUGGCUUCUCGUUCCUAACAGACGGCUAAUCUAUUAAAAUCAGAUCCAUUUAAUUUGAGUCAAUUUACGGCCAAUUUGAUUGUAAAUGCAAAUGAAAGAGAAGCAUUUUAAAAAGAAAGAUAGAAUCAAUUAAAGAAAUUAAAAACAAGUUAAUCAGAUGUUUAAGAGAAGAUCUUUAAUUUAGGCACUGUUGUUGCUGCAGAUGUAGGUCUCUUUGGAUUAUAUUUGGCAACAAUGCAAAGGAUAUUUGCUUCGCUAUAUGUAUUUGGAAGUUACAUUAACAUUGAAUGUAGAUCUCAAUCUUCCUUAAUAUAUUACCUAGUCGAAUAACAUUGGCAAUUAAUUCAGAAAUAAACUAUUCUUGAACAAAUGAUCCAAGAUAGAUAGUCGAGAAUUCAGAAUAACAACAAUGAGAUCAAGGGUUUGAAUGAGUAAACUAAAGGUUUGUAAGACUUGAUUAAGACAUUGCAAGCUAGUAUCAAGGCUCAUAAAAUCGAGACGGAAAAUGAACAAUCUGAAAAGGCUAAGAUAAAGUAAGAGUUAACAGAGACAAAGUAACUGUUAUUCAGUUAUGGAAAAAACAUUAAAUUACUAGCACUUGAAAUUAGAGAACUAAGAAAGGUGAACAAAGAAAUUGUGAUGUAAAAUAACAAAGCUGCUUCCCAAAUUUCAGAUCUGAAAUCCCAAGUAGCAUCCAUUUCAGUUUGAAAUUCAUAUUGAAUUAUUAAGUAAAAUAAUCAUCAUAUAUUUCAUUCUA